Messenger RNA from Tauraco erythrolophus (red-crested turaco), 436 nucleotides. Lineage: Eukaryota; Metazoa; Chordata; Aves; Musophagiformes; Musophagidae. The record is from RefSeq and is a predicted model, not a curated record.
GAAGCAAAAUGCAAUGUACCAUCUGGAGAAAAGGUGGAAGAAGCUGAACAACCAAGUGAUAUAGAAGAAGGAGGAUUAGAUCUCAGUGUGUCACUCAAACCUGUCAGUUUCUACAUCACCGACAAAAAAGAAAUGCUUCAACAGUGUUUCUGUGUCAUAGGGGAGAAGAAACUACAGAAGAUGCUGCCUGAUAUUUUAAAGAACUGUUCUGUGGAUGAAAUCAAAAGGCUUUGCUUGGAGCAGUUGGAGCUGUUAUCCGAAAAAAAACUGUUGAAGAUACUUGAAGGCAAGAAUGGAGCUGAUUCUGAUACUGAGGAGGAGGCAGAUGAAGGAGACAAGACUGGAGGUGAAUCAGUCAGUCAACAGGAUAACAGUAUAGACUCUACUUCUUCUCUCAAAGAAGACAGCAAGCUGGAAGGUCAGGAGUCUAAACAAG